Acyrthosiphon pisum (pea aphid) is the source of this 2667-nucleotide messenger RNA. RefSeq lists its product as uncharacterized. Gene Ontology annotation, cellular component: plasma membrane. The record is from RefSeq and is a predicted model, not a curated record. NCBI's taxonomy places the organism in Eukaryota, Metazoa, Arthropoda, Insecta, Hemiptera, Aphididae. The transcript is spliced from 3 exons. Gene Ontology annotation, biological process: septate junction assembly. Bases 1231 to 1674 code for a protein of 147 amino acids.
UCAUUGUAAAAUCAAUACAUUCAUCGUUCCACUCAGAAUCUAAAAUUAAAUAUAUUUAUCAUUGUUAUUGGCUAUUUCAAGUGGUGUGAAAGCAGUAAACACUUAUGUAAGUAUACCUAAAUGGUACCGCAUUAUAUUAGUAUAAUAUUAAUAUAGAAUUCUGAAUUUGUAUACGAUAUUAAAAGUUCGAGGUUAUACUUGUAUACAUUAUUUAUAAUUGUUAUUUGUCUAACACUAAUCACCCCAUCCCUAUAAAAGAUGGCGGAAUUUCCUAAGUGCUCCGGGCACUAAAGUCAGCACUGCAAAAUAGAUAAAAUAUAAUCAGUAUUUUUUUUAUAGUAAUUUAUCAGGAUAGGUGUAUAGUGUAGGUAUGUUAUAUAAAAAAAAUGCAGUGAAUUUAAAACUAAUUGUUUUAAAUUUUUUCGUAAUCCCACUAAAUCGACGAUUUCGCGGCGCCGCCUAUUCGAUUAAUGAUAAUAAUUAUUAGCGGGUUGCGCGAAGGCGGCAGCGAUGUUGUACCUAUAUAAUGUUGUUUGGUAACAAAACAAUAAUAUAACAUUUUAAUGGGUUUUUGCUGCUUUCUGGUUUUCUCGCAACCUCUGUCGCAGGAAAACAUCUCGCGGCGGGAAAUAUGUUCACGAUGCGUACACACAGACCUAGAUAUACAAUAUUAUGUACUGUGAGCGAGUCCGAUCGAUUCGUCUCGGGGAAAACUCGACCGGAUGAUAGGUAUAGGUAUAGUUAUAUGAAAAGCGUUUGGCGAGCGACGUUCACACCCAGACGGGCCCGAGACAGACCGAAACGGGAGCGGGACACGACGUCGGGCUGCAGUUUAAUAUAUUAUAAUAUUGUAAUCGUUUUAAUUAUUGAAAUACACGUCCGAAGACUUAGCCAGUGGGGGUAUAUCUAUGUAGAAGUAUAUACGCUUUUAAUUAUUGACCUGAGCCACCAAUAAAAUAUAUAUACUACAUAAAAUGUAUAUGGAAUAUGACGUAAAAAAACAAAACGGCACAAGCAAGAGUAAAACGCGAAGAAGAAAACUGGCACGUCCGGCAGUAGGGAGCGGUGUUUUUUUUUUAUAAGUAAAUUCGGAUCAGCUCAGUAGUGGCGGUCGCGUUCCAUUAGUUCCAAUUAAGUCGUUUCGCGCCCCUGCGGAGGUGCAGUACGCAGCGUUUCUGUCGCGGCAACUAACAGGACCAGUUGGCAGUCUACAGCAGUCGGUACGCGAACAUGGCUAACGAGAAAUCACUCAAAGAGUCCCUGCUGGCCGCGUCGCCGUUCCUGAUCAAAGUCGUGGAAAUCAUACUGGGAUUGACCAGCAUCUGUCUGAUCAUCAGUCCAUACUCGUCGAGACUGCACACCAGCACUGGUAGAGCGGGUUUCGUGUACUCGGCCCUAUCCGGUGCCAUCCUGGUCGACCUUCUCAUAGUGGUCAGCCAUUUCUUACAACAAAAGAUACCGAAAAAGCCGAGUUUAAUUGUGUCGUGCUGGUACGGCGUAAUGCUGGCCAUAGCCGCCGGCAUCAUAUUCUCUGAUUGGAGAGCGCUCCAAUUCGCCCUCCAAGUGCGUCCAUCAAAGAACCGGAUGGACCUGAUGAUAUCUUCGGCUAUUACAGCCACGCUGACGUCCAUCACAUUUUUUGCCGACUUUGUGUUGACGUUCAGGUACGGAUGAAACCACAAAAAAGUAUACGAGUGGUGCCUACCUUACCUUGUAUACUCUGGCACAGGAUAUUAACUAGAAUCAGCUAGCUUUUCUUUUCAUGAUCAUUAUUUUACUUUUCAUCGAACGCCUCCAAAAAUCCACGGUUAUUUUUUAUAUCAUAAUAUACACUUUUUUCACGUAAAUUGCACUUUUUUUUUAUUAAUGAUAAUAUAUGACGAAUCCAAUAUUGUAACUUAAAGUCUAGCAACACUACGGUUCGCAGAUAAUGGGUAAUACAUAUUAUUAUUACAAUUCUACAUAAUAUCUAUAAUAUACAUUAUGUUAUAUGCGAUAAAUACGUCUAGGGUCCGGUAGUUAAUACACUGAUAGGUACUGCCUAAAAACACAUUUAUGAAAUUAUAAGACAAAAUUGUUUUUAAAUUUUAAACCAAUCUGUAAACCAACCUCAAUUAUCAAAUACAUAUAGUUAUGUCUUAGGCAUUUGGUAGGUACUUAUACAAAUUUUUGAUUUAUUGUAACUAUACUUCAUUAUGUAUUCAUAGAGAAUUUUGUCUAAAUGCGAUCAACUGGCAUAAUAUAUAGCACUAGUAUAGUUCUAACAAUAAUUAAAAGUACAACUUGCUUUGUGAAAAAUUAAACUACCUAUGUAUCAUAAGCUUUCAAAACUGAAAUUGGUAACCUUAGAAUUUUAAUCUACGAAGUACAAAAAAUGUCAUCAAUAUUUUCCUAAAAACUAUAAGAUUAAAUUGUAGGUACCUAUAUUAUAUUAGUACUAUCAAGCUAUGAUUCAAAUUUUUACCAAAUUAAUCUAGAUAUUUUAAUGACCAUUAAACCAUGUUUCGUAAAUACAUACAAUUGACUUCCUGACCCUUGUGAUAACCCCGUAAUUAUAUCUAACUUGCGUACAUUUCUAUAUUAUUUACACUUUAAGCUAUGUCAUACAUGUUAACUAUAUUUGUAAGUGGUAUAUUUUUUUUACUAACUAUUUAUAUACAAUCAAUA